GGUUUGGUCAGCGCUUAGAGUGGCGCCAGAGUUUUGAACGGCACUUUUGGGAGUGGAGGACCGAUUCUCUGCGUGGUCGCCUGGAUUGCAGUUCGCCAUGACCGUCCCCUCCCUGGAGGAGCUGGACUCCUUCAAGUACAGUGACCUUCAGAACUUGGCCAAGAGUCUGGGACUCCGGGCUAACCUGAGGGCAGACAAGUUGUUAAGAGCCUUAAAAGCCCACCUUAAAAAUGAAGCAAGAAAAGAAAAUGAGAAUCAGGAUGAAAUUCAAACUUCUGCAUCUUCUUGUGAUGAGAUUGAGGUACAGCUCAGCAGCCAGGAACAAGCUGAGAGGGAGCCAGCUGGCCAUGUCACCAAAACAAGGAGAAGGCGCCGGACUGUCCACAGGAGCCCUGACUCCCAGCAGGAUCAUUCAGAGAUAAAUGUAUGUGAUCCUACUGAAUUCCAGAAUCAAGAAAAGCAUGAAAAACAGGCUCUCAGAACUGCUGUAGAAGCUCCUUCUCUACCAAACAAGAGUCAAGAUGAGAAUGCAGUGCCCUCAGGAAAAAGUGGAAUAAAUGGUAAUGAAGGUCCAAAGAUACCUUCAGAAAGAAAGAAGUCUCUCUACACAGAUGGGUUUACCAAACCUGGAAAAAAUAAAAGAACUGCAAGCACUACUCCAAAUUUUAAGAAGCUUCAUGAGGCUCGUUUUAAGGAAAUGGAGUCCAUUGAUCAAUAUGUUGAGAGAAAAAAGAAACAUUUUGAAGAACACACUUCAUUUAAUGAACUGAAGAAGCAGCCUGGCACUAAGGGAGUGGCAGCAACUCCAGUUCCUCCCCGAGAAAGACUCUCUGUGGCUUGUACCCCCACCAGCCAACAGGGCUCACAAGGCCGGCCCCACGCAGGCCGUAGCACCUUGUGUGUGAAGGGGCUGGUCAAGCGCUCCGCGCUCUCAGCAACUAAGAUGAACGUCAGGUUUUCAGCUGCUACUAAAGAUAAUGAGCAUAAGCGUUCACUGACCAAGACUCCAGCCAGAAAGUCUCCACAUGUGACCACAUCUGGGAGUACCCCAAAAGGCCAGGCUGUGCUCGGGACACACAAGUUAAAGACCACAAGGGCUGAAUCUGUUGCUGUUAUUACCCCGUUCAAGUUGACAGCUGAGGCAGCGCAGACUCCGAUCUCCCACAGAAAACCAGUGUUUGAUCUCAAAGCAAGUUUGUCUCGUCCCCUCAACUAUGAGCCACACAAAGGAAAACUGAAACCAUGGGGACAAUCUAAAGAAAACAGUUCUCUGAAUGAACAUGUCAACAGAGUUAGCUUACACAAGAAAAGUUAUAAACAACCUCAUCGCCAGACCAGGGAGGAGCAACGGAAGAAACAUGAGCAAGAACGAAAGGAGAAGAAAGCAAAGGUUCUGGGAGUUCGAAGGGGCCUCAUUAUGGCUGAACGUUCAUAAUUUAAUAUCCCGUAAAUAUUCCUUUUCUCUGAACCCUCUUUUGUAAAUAUUUUUGUACUGUCCUCUCACUUUAGCCAAAAGACAUUUUUCUGCUCUUAACUUCGUUCAUAUAUAUGUAGUGUCUGUGGCUUCUUCACGUUUUACCCCUGAAAAGACAUUACUACCUUUAAAGCUCUCAAAUUCUUUUGAAAUAGUUUUUACCUAAGCCCCUGUACAACUAACUCAGUUUUCUAAAAAGACCCAUCCUAUAGAUUCUUGACCUAGAUUUUUUUUAAGGUCAAGUUCCGUCUGCUGGCUCUAAUAAAAGAACUUCAGUCCUCUUCUAGGCAAAAGCACUUACCUGAUGGUAGCUAAUUACACUACAGACUUUAGUAGAAAUUGAACAAUAACAAGUUAUGAAUAGGGUAAGCUGUGAAAGGCCACCUCUUCAUCCUCUAGAGAGCCUAGUAGUCUUAACAAAACCGUGGGCCAUAUGGGUUUAUAAGGCAUCAAUAUUUUAUCUAUGUGAAAUGUUUCAUUUGAGCUUCUAUGUACCUUUUUCGGAUCACUUCAUUUAAUUGUCAAUUACAUAUCUCUUUUUUUUUCCC
Kogia breviceps (pygmy sperm whale) is the source of this 2022-nucleotide messenger RNA. RefSeq names its product nucleolar and spindle associated protein 1 (gene NUSAP1). Gene Ontology annotation, cellular component: microtubule; mitotic spindle; nucleolus. The record is from RefSeq and is a predicted model, not a curated record. NCBI's taxonomy places the organism in Eukaryota, Metazoa, Chordata, Mammalia, Artiodactyla, Physeteridae. Gene Ontology annotation, biological process: mitotic chromosome condensation; mitotic cytokinesis; establishment of mitotic spindle localization. Gene Ontology annotation, molecular function: microtubule binding.